CUUUUUCUUCGCAUUAUUUAAUAAAUUUAAUUUUGAACCGCCUCUUCCCCCAAAUUCAAAAAAUUCACUUCUCCUUCUUCUCUUCUCUCUUUCACGCAUCUCUCCAAUUCUUGAUCUAUUAAAUAAAAUAAUUGCACCUUUAAUCGCCUUAUUUCCUAUUCGAUCUGAUAUUAAUCUCCGUCGGGAAAAUGGGUGAUUCUGAGAAGCAAGGCGACUUCGAUAUCAAAGGGCUGAGCCUCAUCGACGUUUCGUCCGAAGACGAUUGCCUCAUCAAUUCGCCUCUCUGCGAACCCAUAAACCCUCAAUCCUCAGGGAAGGGGAGUGGAACCAAAAGUGUUAGAUUCGCUAUGGAUCCCGACAGUGUAGAAAUCUCAUUAGGCUCCCUUGAAGAAAAUGGAAAGUUAGAGGAACCACCGGAUUCUUUGGAGCAAGACAAGACGAGUAAGAAUGGAAAAUAUAAUUUACGCAAAAGUUUAGCAUGGGAUAGUGCUUUCUUCACAAGUGCAGGUGUUCUUGAUCCAGAGGAGUUGUCUAGCAUGAUUGGAGGCAAUGAGAAAGGUGAAAUACACACAUUACCUGGGAUUCGAGAGGAUGUAAACAAAUCUUGUGAUUCGUUAACAACAUUGGAUAGUGAAACUUUGACAUUGGAAAGUCUUGAGGCUGAUUUAUUUGAAGAUAUAAGAGCGUCAAUCCAGAAAUCUAACAAAGCAUCCAACAUUGCAAAUUCAAGUGGCAAAAAGGAAUCGAAAACAGCAGAUACUCCAACUGCGUCACAUUCAAAGAAGGUAGAGUUGGCUACUCAAGAAAAGAUGAAGCAGAAAGCUGCUUCAAAAAAGCAAAACAUUUGUGUGAAAGACCCUGGGAAAACAAUGAAGCAGGUUUCUGUCCGUCCACAAAUUUCUCAGGUUAAAUUGACUUACACAGCAACAUUCUCAGAAAGCUAUACUUUUGUUGCUAGAAGUGGAGAGCCAACUUCAUCACUUCAUAAGCCACCAAAGGCACUAAGCAGGGUUGGUCCCCUUUCAACAACACCAAGCAAAAGGGUUUCCUUGGGUUCUAAGAAUGUCAAAAUGGAAAAGGAUGCCAAAAGUGUGACUGGUAGAGGGACUACAGUUUCAAAGACUCCUGCUUUGGGUGGUUUAAGAAAUAUUGUGCCUAGGCCUACAUUAUCUUCCAAGUCUUCUUCAUGUUCUCCAGUCUCAAUUAAAACAGAGCUGACAACUUCUUGUUCCUCACUUGAGAGCUGUGCCAGUGCUUCAUCUGGCAGAAUUACGAAAUCUUCCUUGAAUUCAAUUAAACAAACAAACGACUCCAGAAUAGUUAGUCCAUCUUCCUCUGGUUGCAAUAUCAGCACCCCAUCGAAAAUUGCAUCAAAAGGUAAAAAUCAAGCAGGAAGUUCAAGGCUCUCAACUUUUUCGAAGUCUUCUACCAAGCUAUCUUCCAGUAUAUCUCCUGCUAGCUCUAUCAGUGAUUGGUCCUCAGAGUCAUCAUCAUCAACCUCUACUGUUAAUCAAAGGUCUAAUUUUGUAAGACCUAGCCUUGGCACUGGCUCUUGCAAAAGACUUGGUACAAAUAGGGAUGCCCACCAAGUUUUGGAUUCUCAAGACCAUCCUACUGGUCACUGCUCAAUGGGAGAUGGUGCUGAGGUUACUGGCUCACUUGAAGAAAGUGUAAACAUAGUUUCAGCUGGAACUAGUGGGCUUCUUCAUCCAGCUUCCAUGAAACCCUCCGGCCUUCGAAUGCCAUCACCAAAACUUGGCUUUUUUGAUGGGGUUAGAUCAUCAGGACGCACUCCAAAUGGGAGUAUGCUGUCUCAUCCUGGUGUACCUAAUGGCUUGCCUAAAAUUGGAGCUAAAAGCACUAGUCCAAGUGGGAGCUUAAACAAGGCAAAGAUUGGAAAGCUUCAACCUGUUAGAACUCUUACUGCAAUCCGGAGCCCCAAGGUUGAUGUUAAGCAAACUUCCUCUGCUGUGAAAUCUAGAUCUUCCUUGACUAUUCAAAAAUCUCCAAAUGCUGCAGCAAAGGUAUCAAGUGCUUUUAGAAACCCUAAAAGCAGCCCUGGCAUAUCUCCAAAAUUUCAGAAUAAGUCAUCUCCCAAAACUGGUAGAGAAAGUUACUCUAAGGCUCAGGGCCUGGGAGGCAAGGAUGGAGGUCGCAUAAAGGAUACCAAGAUUGUUCCUCUUGAUGGAGUACCUGAAACCACUGAUAAUUUAUCUUCCAAAUAUGAUGAUCAGAACACAAUCCCAUUGAAAGUAGCUGCUGAAAAUGAAACAUACAGCCAUUUAUAUCUGAAGACUGAUACACUUAUCCUUUACAACACCAAAAAAAAGGAAGAAGCUCAUAUUGAAGAUCAAAUUGCUGGCACCGCAGAAGGGUAUUUAUCUUCAGACACUCAGAAAGAACCCAAUGCUGAUUCUCAUCUUGCUCAUGGUGACAAGAAGGUUGAGAACUGUUUGUCAAAAUCCAUUCGCACUUCUCCUUCCCCUAUGACUUCUGAAAUUACUGCCGGCUCAAGGAGACCUUUCUCAGUCAAGGAUUCUUUUUACAAUAUGGAUGCUCAUACACCACUGGCAGUUACACCAGGAUCAGCAGUGGAGGUGGACAAGACAGCCACAUUACAGUUUCCAGAGAGCAUUUCACCGGAGAACAGCUAAGACAAGUGCAACACUCAAGUAGCAGAUUUUUUAAGGUACCUUGAUACGGUACCGCCUCUCAAUUAUUCUUAUUGGGAGUUUUUAGAUACAACAUCGCCUUGUAGAUUCUGUACUACUCUGUAAGCUCAGUGGAAUUUUUACUUAUAUCGAGUAAUGAGUAAUCCAGAUUUGAUUUUCACCAA
Messenger RNA from Theobroma umbraticum, 2836 nucleotides. RefSeq lists its product as uncharacterized. Gene Ontology annotation, molecular function: microtubule binding. Lineage: Eukaryota; Viridiplantae; Streptophyta; Magnoliopsida; Malvales; Malvaceae. The record is from RefSeq and is a predicted model, not a curated record.